Molecule: messenger RNA, 6325 nt
Organism: Phascolarctos cinereus (koala)
Lineage: Eukaryota; Metazoa; Chordata; Mammalia; Diprotodontia; Phascolarctidae
Product: RIMS-binding protein 3A-like
Biological process (GO): spermatid development; fertilization
Cellular component (GO): nucleus; manchette
Molecular function (GO): benzodiazepine receptor binding
Source: RefSeq, a predicted model, not a curated record
AGGGCAUCGGCCAGCCGUUGCGGAGGUAGGCGAGCCCCAGGGGCCAGGCUGAGCUGAGCCGGGCCAGCGGGGAGAGGGGGCCACCAUGACCAAGGACACCCCGAGCCCCACAGGGAGCGGGGGCCGCUACUCUCCCAAGAAAUCUCCCGCCAGCCCGAGCCCGGCAUUGCUGCUGGAGGAACAGAGGAGGGAGCUGGAGACCGUGCGCGCCGAGCUGGAGGCCGAGCGGGUCCGCUCGCAGGCGGAGCGGCGGCGCUUCGCCACCGAGACCCGGGAGCUGCGGGAGGCCGGCGAGCGGGAGCGCCAGCAGUUGGUAGACCAACUACACUCCCGCUGGGAGAUGCAGCGAGUGCGGGAGCUGCGGCAGCUGCAGGAGGCCAUGGGGCGGGAGCGCGACACCGAGAUCCGCCAGCUGUUGCGCUGGAAGGAGGCCGAGCUGCGCCAGCUGCAGCAGCUGCUGCACAAAGAGCGGGACUGCGCCGUGCGCCAGGCGCGGGAGCUGCAGCGCCAGCUGGCCGAGGAGCUACUCAGCCGCGGCUACUGCAGCCGCCCGGGCUCGGCGGCCGUGGGCCCGGCCGCGGGCGGCCUCGUGGGCGCCGCCGAAUGCCGCUGUAAGCUUCAGGACGUGCUGGCCAAGCUGCGCUGGGAGACGGACGGCGAGCAGGCGGCCCGCAUCCGCCACCUGCAGGCCGCGCUCGACGUGGAGCGCAGCCUCUUCCUCAAGUACAUCCUGGAGAACUUCCACUGGGACCCAGCCUCUGUGCUCUCGACCCGGGCCCCGCGGCCCAACCUCUCCCGGCCCGAGCCCGGGGCUGCCGCCGCCAUCGUUGCUGUCCACUUCCAGGCUGCAGGCGCCGGAGAGCUGCCAACCGUGGGCAUCGGGGAGCUGCCAACAGCGGGCGUCGGGGAGCUCCCGGCCCCAGCCGCCGCCGCCACCAUCGCCACCGCCACCACCACCACCAGCGCUGCGACCCCCGCCUCCACCCCCACUCUUACUCCGCUGGGGCCAGCCCCCCCAGUCGCUACAGCCACAGGCCCAGUUUACCGCCCGCGGCCCGUGACCUGCGCCACCCGGCCACGCUCUCUGGACAGCCUGUGCGCUCCGCGGCCGCGUCCCUACACGCUCCCCUUGGACGACACCGCCGCCCGCUCCUCCCGGUCUUUGGACGGUAGCCCGAGCCGAGCCGAGUCGCCCGGGGCCGGCGAGCCCGAGGCCGGCAGUCCACUGGACAGGAGCCCCCACUACCCAGCGGUCCUGCCCCGCCCACAGUUGGCCCAAGACAACCUGGGCACCGGUGAGAAAGUGCCCCGUGAGGCGCCCCGGCCUAGCCCAGAUGACCAUCAGCUGAGCUGCAGGAGACCGCCCAGGGCCUGGGGGAGCCUUCCCCACAAAGAGGUGCCGAGCCUACAGCAGCCCGAGAAAGAAGGCGAAGCUGGCGAAGUCCCCUUGGCCCUCGCUCCGAAGCAGCCGGCCAGCGUGGCACCCCGGCACGAAGCCGUCCUGGAGCUGGAUUACAACGACCUGGUAAGACAGAACUCGGAAUUGGCCGAGGCUCUGGAGACCCUAGCCAGGCACUGCUCCGGCCUCCGAGAGGAGAACAGCCAGCUGCGCCAGGGCUUCCCAGAGUCCAGCGAGAAGGUGCGGCGCCUCAAGGUGAAGAACGCAGAGCUGGCGGUCAUCGCGAAGCGCCUGGAGGAGCGGGCCCGGAAGCUACAGGAGACCAACCUGCGGGCUGUGAGCGCCCCGGCCCCCGGGGAGAGCUGCGCCGCCCUGGAGCUGUGCCGCCAGGCCUUCGAGCUUCAGCGGGCCAAGGACAUGACGGAGCAGACGAGCGCCCUGCUGGCCAAGGACAAGCAGAUCGAAGACCUGAGGCGGAAAUGUCAGGACCUGCAGGCCCAGGUGGCCGCCUGCCAGGGACCUGCCCAGUGGUUCAACGUCAACGGCUUUGACCAUCUCCUGCGGGAGUCCCAGAAGGAGGUGCUUCGCCUGCAGAGGCAGGUCACCCUGCAAAACUUCAAGUGCCCACAAACCCAGAGGGCUGCCUCCCCGCCCCCCUCAGCCCAGCUCCAGAAUCCUGGGAGGGAGGAAGCCGCUGAGGCCCAGGAGCUGAAGCUCCAGCUGGAGGCCUUGGAGCAGACACUCAGCGAAAGACAGAAGUGUUGUAAGAACCUGGAGCUGGAUGUGGGCAAGGCCCAGCAGAGAUUCCAGGAAGCUGAGGGCCGGCUGCAGCAGGUGCUGAGUGAAAACAGCUGGCUCACCCGGGAAAACAGCAAGCUCCAGGAGAAGGCCCAGUGGAUAGAGAAGGUGGACUUGGAGAACAGCAAGAUGCGGGGCAAGCUGGAGCUGGUGAGCGAGGAGCGGGACUCGGCAGCCCUUCUGACAGCCCAGCUGCAGCAGCAGGCCAGCCGGAGCGAGGCCCAGCGCCAAGAGCUGGAGCGGGAGCUCCAGGAUGCCCUGAGCGCCCUGGCAGCCCAGCAAGGAGAGGCCCAGAGAAUGCAGCAGGCCCAGGAGCAAAUGCAGAAGGAGCACAGGGAAGCCCUGCGAACUCUGGAGGCCCAGCUCCAAGAGCUGGAGAAGCGCUGCGCCCAGCAAGCCCAGGAAGCUAACCCCCCCCCACCGCCACCGCUCAGGGGGAAGUGGGCCAAGAAAGCCAUCUGCCCCCUAGAGGGCGUCCCUGACUCCAGGACACUGGCCAAGAAGGCCAGCACCCAGGCCAGCGCCUCAGACACUGCCUCUGGGCUGCCCAGCGUUCAGUCUCAUCCAGCUCCUGAGACGGAAGAGUUAGAAGCAGACAGCCUUUCCCAAGCCCUUGAGCCAGAGGUCCCCAGAAGCCACCACAGCUACCAGAGCCAGGACAGCCAGGACAGCCAUGGUCCUUCUAAACUGAAGAUUUUCCUAGCCCGAUAUGACUAUGACCCAUUUGCAGGCCCCAAUGAUCAUCCAGAGGCUGAGCUGCCCCUAACCGCGGGGGAGUAUAUUUAUGUCUUUGGGGACAUGGAUGAAGACGGCUUUUAUGCUGGAGAGCUGAUGGAUGGCCAAAGGGGACUGGUCCCCUCCAACUUGGUGGAGCAGAUUUCAGACAGUGAGAUCCUGAAUUUACAACCUCCAGAGGGUAGUAACUCCUGCCUGGAUUCCUCCCAGGAAGUGAAAUCACACAGUGAAAACCCUAGUCCUGGGGGAAAAGUGAGUGAUUCCUUGGAGGAAGUCUCUUGUAAUCUGCUGCCAAAGAAACUGGAGAAGGACAUCAUAGAGGAGGCUUUGGACUUUUCUGGGGUUCCCUGCCCCUCAAAACUGACUCUGAUCCAGCAGCUGCCCCGGGGUGUGGUCGUGGACUGGGAGGCCCCCUUUGCUCCCAACACAUAUGGGGCUGUGCAGGGCUAUAAUGUCUAUGUGGACAACGAGUUGUGGCAGAACAUCUGUGCCGGGUCCCAGACCAGAGCCACCAUCAACAACCUGGACCUGAAGACGAGGGCCUACCGCAUCUCCGUGCAGAGUGUGAUGGAGAAAGGCUGCUCCAACCGGCUGCAGUGCUCCUUCCUGGUGGGCCGGGGCUUCUGCCCUGCCCCAAGCCAGCUGAGGCUCAGGAAUCUCACCUCCACCUCUGCCGAGAUCACUUGGCUCUACAGUAACAGUAGCUACCCCCACAUGGUGUACCUCAACAAGCAGGAGCACGGCCUCACCAAGGCCGGAGUCUGCUGCUACACCUUUCAGAACCUGCAGCCCAGCACUCGCUACUGUGCCCAUGUGGAGGCGCGGCCCCAUGGGGAGACCUCCAAGAAGCUGUGGGAGGAGAUGGCCUCCCCAGUUACUUUUACCACCCCAUCGGCCGGGCCACCUGACCCUCCCCUGGAUGUCCUGGUGGAGUGCCACACCUCCCCAGGCACUCUGCUUGUCAGUUGGAUCCCAGUGACCAUUGAUUCAGCAGGGUCAUCCAAUGGGGUCCCUGUGACGGGCUAUGCUGUGUAUGCAGGUGGGCAGAAAGUCAUUGAAGUGCGCUCCCCCACAGCAGGGACUGUCUUGGUGGAGUUUUCCCAGAUACAGCAACAAAAGCUUUCCCAAGAGGUCUCCGUGAGAACCAUGUCCCAUUAUGGCGAAUCCCUGGACUCGGUGCCAGCCCAGAUCCCUGGGGAGUGGUUGAAACAGUCCAGAUCUUACCGAUCACCCCAGGCUUUUCCUGUCAACCACAGCUGUGGGGAGCUGGCCCACCCCCAGACCCCUUCGACAUUGAAACCAUUUGUACCUGUCUCCCAAGAGAAGUUCAUUCUGGGCAGCUUCAAUACCAGGGCCAGCACCCCCCUUCCUGCCAGCUGUGGGAGGGCUAAAAUGAUUGCCUCUGAUGGGUUCCCAGAAGACAGUUUCCAAAGGGGAGUUGCAAAGCCUUCAGAAGGUGAGUUGCCAAGCCCAGGAGACAUCAAUGCCCCUCAGGGAGCUGGAGAAACCUAUGCCCUGAGCCCUCUGCCUUCUAGCAGGAAAGAGUCCCAUGGGCCUAAGACCAUCAGAGACAGCAGGUUUGGGAAUCCCAGACAUCUGUCUGAUGGCCAGAUUGGGGUGGAGGAGAAGAAUGCUAGAAAGGCUGUUCCAAGAUGGAUCCAGAUUCAGGAGUUGUUAGACACUCCCCCAGAAAAUGGCCCCAUGAAAGAGAUCUCUAGAGAGAACAAUUCUGGUGGGAAGGUGCCUAGGAAUAGAGUAGAAGCAAAAGCACUAAAGGGGAUGACUCAAUCAUCAGAGGCCCCUGCUGAUUACAGCCACAUGGCUGACCUGGCCAGUCUGGAGGAAGAGGACCAGUAUGCAAACAUGUGGGGGCCAAGGAGACCUGGCCAGAAGAAGGAAUUUAGGCUCCUAAAAGGACAGACCAGGCUGGCUGGUCUGAAGAAAGCAAGCCCACUCCCAGAGCCCAGUGCCUUGCUCUAUCCAGCACCCUUAGGGAAGAUGACAAAGAUCCUGAAGGCCAGCCCCGUGAUGGCUGCCCCCAGGCCAUGGUUCAGGGCUCCAGGAAGCAGCCCUCUGAAAGGAAAGGCUGCAAAUGACCACGUCCGACUGUUUGUGGCCCUUUGGGACUAUGACCCCCGGCUGAUGUCCACCAACCCUGCGACUGCUGCAGAAGAGCUCACCUUCCAGCGGGGCCAGCUCCUGAAGGUCUGGGGGGAUCAAGACGCGGAGGGAUUCUAUCACGGAGAGUGUGCGGGUCGGAUGGGCUACAUCCCUGGGGACAUGGUGUCUGAAGUACAAGUGGAGGGCAGUGACAUCCUCAAGAAGCUGCUCUGGCAAGACCGCCUGCCAUCGGGGGUGUCCCUGGAUGGCCUCCUGGGACUCUCUACGCAGCCCCAGAAGAGCUUCUCCAUGGCAAGGGGGACCCACCGGCGAGUCCAGCUUUGGCACCCACAGACCAUGGUGGCCGCCUUUGACUACCACCCCCGGAAGAGCUCUAGCCUGAGCGUGACCGAGGAGCUGAGCCUGAGUGCCGGUGAUGUGGUCACUGUGCUGAGCUCCGUGGAUGACAACGGCUUCUUCUAUGGGGAGCUAAAUGGGCAGAGAGGUCUGGUCCCAUCGAACCUUCUGAAGACCCCAGCCCUGAAUGCUGAGUAGCGGAGGUCCUGCAGACCUGGCUUCUGCUCAUCCUUCGUCCAGGACAGAGCCGAGCCAGCUCCUGAGAGCAUGGCGCAUUGACAACCACCACAUCUAUAUAAAAAAAGCCCCACACCUUUUUUCAUCAAUAGAGACUAUAGAAUUGUACUCACUCUGAGAACAAGGUUUAAAACCUGGCUUCAGGUAAUUAAAAGAAACAACAACAAAACCCCGUUAUUUGGGGUGUGUCCUGACAAGGUGCGCUGUGGUUCCAGAUGAGUAAUUUGAUCGGUUUGGGGAAUCCCCUCCGCUGAUGUGUUGGUGACUCUUCUGUAACUGAGCAGCCCGGGGGGACUGAGAGGCUGCGCUUUGCCGAGGCCGGCCCAGCCAGUGGCAGACAGAGACUGGAUUUGAGCCCAGAUCCCCCACGACUGCUGAGGCCCAGCCCGGCUAUCCGCUACCCCUCUGGGCUAAUGCGGAAUGAAAACUGUUACGAGUGGGCUGGCCGGGACAGGGUAGAACUCGCUGAUUAGGGACAGGGCCGGGGCCAAACUCAGGGCUGUCCGCCGGACAGGCUUCUUCUCCUAGGAGAAGAGACGAUUGGUGUUUCGAGCAGGGACGCUGCUCAGUGAUUGAAUGGUAGACAUCUCAUCCAUGUGUCGGGCUACUCUGGCAUGGGAAGAGGGAGGUCUAGAAGAUAUCCACUUUCUAGCUUUUCCUAAGCUGCCCCUCCUUAAAAUGCAGAAAGGAAAAAAAGAG